CACACAGUCUGCUCACAGUAAGUAGGGGUUCCGAGGUAUGAGAUAUCUAUAUGCAAGGAUUUUAGAUAUAAAUUCAGUAAUAUCCUGUAUCUUUUUAUCUCAGCAACCCAGAAAGUAUUCUACAUCUAUACACUCCGCCAAUCUUCCCGAGUAUAUCACGAAGCACCAUGCUUGGGGUUUCGACCAACCAAAGGCGGGGUUCAUGAUCUCACCCUUCCAGACCCAGUUCCAGAUCUGGUUUGCAAAGGCACUCGGGGCCAAGAGAAUCCUCGAGAUUGGUUGCUACAUCUCGGAAAAGCCAAGGGAUUUUCCGAAGCAUUCGGUCCAGAUGGUCACGUCACAACUCUCGAGUUCGACCCGGAAUACGCCCAAAUGCCACCCCUAAAGAGCUUUCAACUGAAAAGGGGGGAAGAGCCGAGCAGUUGGUCGCUCUGGAUAGGUUCAACAAGGACCUUGUUCAGAACGAGCGACUCUCAAGUCUGAGACCUUCCUGCUCCCACUAUUCGACGGGCUGGGAAUGGGGAGGCUGAAGGAUUAGUAAGGCUACGAGUAUAGUUAAUACUGUAGCCUACCCAUCUCGAGCAAAGUCUCGCCAGAAAUAUAGUUACACCAACAUCUUUAUCUACCUCUCAUUGGUGUCGUUCUCCGA
Messenger RNA from Pseudogymnoascus destructans, 649 nucleotides. RefSeq lists its product as uncharacterized. The coding region runs from base 38 to 385 and encodes 115 amino acids. Lineage: Eukaryota; Fungi; Ascomycota; Leotiomycetes; Thelebolales; Thelebolaceae. The transcript is spliced from 2 exons. The record is from RefSeq and is a predicted model, not a curated record.